Molecule: messenger RNA, 1552 nt
Organism: Ostrea edulis (European flat oyster)
Lineage: Eukaryota; Metazoa; Mollusca; Bivalvia; Ostreida; Ostreidae
Exons: 7
Coding region: 49-1242 (397 amino acids)
Cellular component (GO): membrane
Molecular function (GO): signaling receptor activity
Source: RefSeq, a predicted model, not a curated record
GCAUUUAAGAAAAUAUCCUUUUAAGAAGCAACACACAGGUUUGAUGCAAUGCAUUUCAUUUUGUUAAUGCUGGGUUGCAUUUGUUGCCUGAAUGUGUGUCUGGCAAACGAGCAACAAUGUCUGGCAAUGCACGCUUUCCAAAAUACUUACGACGACGUGCGUCAAAAGGCGGAAGAAAUGGCGGCGUUGGUACGGACCCUUAAAGCACAACUGGACAAUUCCAUCGAGCUGAACUGUGGAGAUAUUGGUGCCAAUGCCGCCAACAACUUGUACAGCUUUAACUUAACACACUGUGACUUUGAGGACGGCGAUCAGAUGUGUAACUUUACUCACGACAGUUAUAGAUGGGCACUAGACAACACUUACCCAGACCAUACCAUGGGAUCCAAAAUGGGACACGCCAUCAGAAUAUACAGACCCGGAAGUUAUGUAUCACGUGUCACAUCACGGCCCUUUAAUACAGCACAAUCAUAUUGCAUCCGGUUCUUCUACAAAGCAGAAACUCGUUCAAACACUGCUGGGAGACUCAAUGUUUACUUACAAGAAGGGAACCUAAGGGGUAACCCGGUCUUUUCCGUGAGCCAUAUCCCGUCUAAGAACUGGACACUAGCAGAAUUCAGCCCCGACCCCGAGUAUCUUAGAAGACCCUUUCAGAUAGUGUUUGAAGCGGACCACCUUAACCAAUACGUUUAUGUGGACGAUCUCAGUGUUUAUAAUGCACCUUGCACAACUGAAGGUAUUCGAGCCCCCCGUUGCCCGCCAGGAUCUGUGGAAACCAAAGUAGGAGGCAUGGAAACGUGUUAUGUGUUUCACAUGGAACCCAAGACCUACAGAGAUGCCAUGAAGACAUGCAAAGCUGUCUGGCCUCUGGCGAGUCUCGUAGCCAUUGAAUCUUCUGUGGAGCAGACGAUAAUUUCCAACAUGAUAAACCAGUCUAACGCUAUGUCGCUGGCAGCAGACUUCGGACUGUGGACAAAUGGAAACGAUUUUGACCACGAAAACACUUUUACUUGGAGCGGGCAGACUCAUCCCAUCCCGUUCAACUAUACCCACUGGCAUCCCGGACAGCCCAACAAUGUCGCGGGCGAACAGGACUGUAUGGUGAUCGAGUAUCCCAAACUUGACUUCGAAUGGGGUGAUGUAUCUUGUAGUGAACGCCAUUCAUUCAUCUGCGAAAUGAACUUUGACAGAUCUCGAAUACAUAGUCAGUCGAACCCGAUCAAUGGAAAUAUCAUCGGGUAGACGUAAAACAAUAUCGAACCCGAUCAAUGGAAAUAUUACAUGUACAUGUAAAAGGUAUUAAAUUUGUUAUGCCCUUGUGACAUUCUUAAAGAUAAUGAGUCAUUUUUAUUAUUCAUUGCAAAAUGUUGAUUGCAGAUGAUUUAUCGGAAUGUUAAUUUCAUGAAACUUGAUUAAGGUUAAUUUUGUAGUAACUGUUAUAUAUUAUAAUGAAAAGACACAUGAAGUGAUUAUCAGAUAUAGUGAAAUGUGCUUUAUAUCUUAUCAAAAUUGAUGUAUGUGUAUUUCACUUUAUAUUAAAUGCAAAAAUAUU